Fusarium vanettenii 77-13-4 is the source of this 3630-nucleotide messenger RNA. RefSeq lists its product as uncharacterized. The transcript has 2 exons. The coding region runs from base 1 to 3630 and encodes 1209 amino acids. Lineage: Eukaryota; Fungi; Ascomycota; Sordariomycetes; Hypocreales; Nectriaceae. Gene Ontology annotation, molecular function: protein binding. The record is from RefSeq and is a predicted model, not a curated record.
AUGGCUUCAACGACCAACAACCGAAGCCGGUGCUCGGCACAGCCAACCAUGACAAUCACCACUCUACUACUCUUGACCAUCACCGUCAUCCUCUUCGCCUCUCCGGCUGCCGCGCACUCUUUCCCCUACGUGCCUACUCAGCUCCUCAUGCCCGAUCGCCCAUGUAUCGACCAUACCGUACCUUGCGCCGCCUCUGACCUGGCCUACAUCUUCCGACAGACCGCCUCUGACAGCAUCGAGUUCCGCGCCCUCAACUUUUCCCAGAGCGUCAGCGCUGACGACGUCGACCUUGAGCGCCCUGCCGGGAGGACCUCUCUCCCGUUUCUUCUGGACAAGUCCAGCAGCACGGCGUUUGGCGCCGCCAGGACAGCCAACGGUUCCGUGCUCGUUUACGCGGGCGACUGUAAGACCGGCAGCGGCGAUGUUUGGAGCUUCGACCCGGAGGAGGGAGGUGACUGGACUCGACGUGGCCUCGGCGAUGAUGGCGACCGUCGUCGUGCGCCUUACUUUCUCGGCGCUACUGUCGCAUUUUCGUCCAUGCUUGCUCCUAGGAUGGACCAGCCGACUAUGUAUACCUACGGUGGCAUGUGUACCACACCCGACUCUGGAUCCAGCGCUCCCAAGACUUGGCAGGCUGAGGCCAACUACACAAGGACCAUGAUAAGCCUUGCGCCUACAAACAGAAACGCCAACACACCAUACACAUUGAGUGUGGCUUCCAGCAGCGGAUCGCGCGUCCCGAUUGCUGGUUUUACCCUUACAGGCCUGACACCUUCCAUUACUAACAGGUCUGGCAUCGUCACCCAGCAGACCAGCUAUGUACUCCUUGGUGGACAUAGCGAGUCGGCCUUUAUCAACAUGAGCACCGUAGCCGUGUGGAACUUGCCCGCUGAGUCUUGGAGUUAUGUCGACAUCCAAGCGCCAGAUGUCAAGGUUCCCAACACGGAUCUCACGGUCAAGUCCACGACGACCCGUAGGAGCACAAAGAACACUGCGGACAAUGUCUACAGUCGCUCCGGACACACUGCGACUCUUAGUGAGGACGGAAACUCCAUCAUUGUUUUGGGAGGAUGGGUCAAGGACGUCAACACCCCUGCCGAGCCUCAGCUUGCCAUUCUCGAGAUGAGCGAUGCUUACAGCGGAUGGCAGUGGAAGAUCCCAGAGGAGCAGCCCGACUUUACUGGACUCUAUGGACACGGUGCGGCAGUCUUGCCUGGCAACAUGCUCAUGGUCUAUGGCGGUUGGGAGCUUUCUGGCUCUACUUCAAGCCGCAAGACGAAGCGCCAGGCCGUGUCAGGCUCGCUCCGUUUCUAUAAUAUUACUUCUGGAUCUUGGGAGAACGACUAUAAGAACCCCCUGGCCGGCGAGUUGCCUUCUGAGAGUGAGAGCGACAAUGCUCCCAAGGACAACCAGAGUCAUUCCAACUCUAAGAAACUUGGCUUGGGUCUGGGUCUGGGCUUUGGUGUCGCUGUUCUGAUUGCCCUGAUCAUUGCUGCGGUUUGCUGGUGCAAGAGACGUAAGCGACACCGUGAGAAUCGUGACCAGGCUGUUCGUGCUCUGUCUCAGGAUGCCAGCCACUUUUCCUCCGGACGAGAAGAGAUGAUGGAGCGAGAUGACGACCCUUGGGGAACCGGUGGUGUUCCUUGGUAUACCGGCGCUGACCCUUACGUUGCUGGUGAGCGAUCGCUCGGCUACGAGUCUCUGCGAGGCAACCGAGGAAACCUGCCUGGCCUUCACAUCCCUCACAAGCCCAUGCCGAGACCAUCCCGUGGUGGUUAUGUGGCCACAGGGCCACGACCAGGAAGUUUCCCAGGACCGAUUCAUCCCAUCUACGAGGACGACGAAGAAGAAUCAUACCACAAUCACCGAGUGCAUGACUCUGUCCACACGCCUACUUCCGAAGUUCCCUCAGAUCCCUUCCAGACUCCCGUUACAGCCGGUGCUAUCCCCCCACCCGCAUUCUUGAUUCCUGGUGGUCGAGCUUCCGCUACGCCUAGCCCUGAGAGCCCACGACAUGAUCCUGAGGUUCAGGACUGGGUCUCUGAUGUUGAUGCCGCUGAAGGACUUCUCGCUCGUAUGAACAGCCGACAUGGCCAGAAGCAAGGUGCUCAGAACCAAGGCCAGAACCAAACUCAAGGGCAAGGCCGUGUCUCACCUACACGACGUAACUCGAACCGCUCUGUUGCUCUGCGCGACGAUGAGUCCCGAAGCGGAUCUAACUUGUCCGAGUCGGCACGAAGCGCAGCAGAGAGCAUCAAGGCCAAGGCCCGUCAACUCAACCCUCUCGCUCCUACGUUCCUAGCAGCUGGCGCCGAGCACCCUAAGCCGGGUAGCUCGACAUCGUCAAGCAGCUACAACACGGCACGCUCAUCGUUUGGCGUUCUUCAGGCCGAGGGUCCCGCGCUCCUUAUGGGUGAUCGCGCUCCUGGUAGAUAUGAUGACGACGAGCCUUCAUCACCUUCCAAGUCGAAGCCGCGCCGAGGAUGGCUCGGUUCCCUCAGACGAGUCUUUUCCGGAUCUAGUACACCGACAUCCUCUCGUGAAGAUAUGGCCCAAGUUCGACGCUCGUUCGAUCAAGAACCUGUGUGCGGUGACUAUGAGCCCGGCCUCGUUGGUCUGCGCGGCGAGCUUCUUAGGCGGAAGCAAGGCCGUCAGGACUGGGAGGACCUGAGCGCUGUUCCCGGGUCAUCGUCUAGGGAUGCCAUGAUGUCGGGAGGAGCUGGUGGUCUGGAGCCCGGUGGCGAGUCAGACUGGGAUAUUGAAAAGGCGGUAGAGCAACGUCUCGUGCAGGUCAUGUUCACGGUGCCUAGGGAGCGUCUGAGGGUGGUCAACGGCGGCAACGACUCUGAGAGCGACCGCGAGAACGAGGUGCCGGUGAAGCCGCAGUCAGCUGUGCUCGUGGAUCCCGAGAAGGAGAGUCAACGAACAAUGGAUGAGAAGAUGGCUGAGAAGCAGCAUCUUGUUGAGGAGAAACAACAUCCUUUCCGAGAGAAGCCUCUUCUUGUUAAUGAAAGGAAGGCUUCUCUCGAUGAGAAAUCUCAUCUUCUCGUGGAAGAAGAUGAUGAUGAUGAUCCUUUCGUGGAAAAGACCCCCCUGGUUCAGGAGAAGCCACAACUCAUCCAGGAAAAGGAGCCGGUGGUUGAAGAGAAGCCGGUGCCGGUACAACGGUUCAAGCGUCCAGAGGAGGAAAAGGUGGAAGUGGAAGAGCCCAAGAAGCGUGAACAGCCGCAGCCAUCACCACCCGAACAACCUCCUCAACCACAACCUGAGCUGCCUUCAACACCUCAACCACCAAAAUCCGCCCACCUCCAACCCCUCUUCCACCACCACUCCCCCUCCCCAUCUCCAUCUCCAUCUCCCUCCCCGUCACCGUCCCCCAACCGCCGAAGGAGACACCACAUGAGGGGCGAGUCGAGCAACUCGGUGGGCUUGAUGCACCACGUCGACCUCGCUCCGCUCGAACCUCACCUCUCCCACUCUACCGACGGUCGUCCCUCUUCGGGCGUCGUCAUGGAGGCCCAGGCCAUGCCUCUGACUCGCGAGAGACCACGGACGCGCGUCCUGGCCAUGGUGGACAGCUUUGAGAGUCUGAGCCGUGAGGGAAGUCCCAGUCCCACACGAUUCACGUAA